GUGCUAAAAAUGCUAAAAACGUGUUAGCAUCAUGAUAACACAUGCUAGCAUCGCCUAGCGAAGUGCUAAAACAUGCUAAAAAUGUGCUAGCAUCAUGCGAACACAUGCUAGCAUCACCUAGCGAAGUGCUAAAAGAUGCUAAAAACGUGUUAGCAUCAUGCUAACACAUGCUAGCAUAGCCUAGUGAAGUGCUAAAACAUGCUAGCAUCGCCUAGCGUAGUGUUAAAACAUGCUAAAAACGUGCUAGCAUCAUGCUAACACAUUUUAGCUUCACCUAGCAAAGUGCUAAAACAUGCUAAAAACGUGUCUAUCUAUCUAUGUAUCUAUCUGAGUGUCUAUCUCUAUAUCUAUCUAUCUAUCUAGCAACUAAAUUAAACUUUAAACUACUUUAAACUACAAACUACUUUAAACUUUAAACUAGUUUAAACUACAAACUAAUUUAAACUUUAAACUACUUUAAACUAUAAACUACUUUAAACAAAUUUAAACUUCAAACUACUUUAAACUUCUUCAAACUUUCUGGUCCAAACUUUCACAAGCCAACUUAAAGUUUGUCUCGACCGAACUUUUUUUCUAGUUUAUUAUUUACUGUUCAUUACAUCAGCACAAAGAAAAAAAUCAUAACAGCCAAUAGAACAAAAAUCUAAAACCUCAAACUUGUGUGUUGUGUGUGCUUUGCCUCCUUCGAGCUUGGUAUCUUCUGAUUGGCCCAUUGAUCUGGCUCAGUGUAUUGAACUAAAUUGCAGUUGCUACCUGUUGGCAUUGAGUCAAGCAUUCAGUUAAUGUUGUACUCCUUGUUUAGUGGGUGUUACAUUUGCCUCUUCUGACUCAUGACAGGCGAACAAUACUAUUUAUUUUCAAUGUCUUCAAACCAGCUAUGCGCCCUCAUGGUAACGUGGCAAUAACAAUUACCAAGUUUCGUUUCAAUACACCAAGCCGUUGCCAAGAUACAACCUCACUUCCUGUUUGGUUUCCUCGUCAUCAAAUUUGUUGCGUUACAUGUGAAUGGUUUGGUAUUUUAAAACAAAUCUUUAAAGACCUUUUGACCACUGUGGUCUAAAAUGGUAAAUGGUAAAAAUGGUCUGCAUUUGUAUAGCGCCUUUUUUAACAUUAGAGGUUACCAAAGCGCUCUAUACUGUGUCCCAUUCACACAUUCACCCAUUCACACACUCACACUCAUACACCAAUGGUGGCAGAGCCACAUCUCCACACUGAUUACAUCUCCACACUGGCCUGUGAACGCCUCGGGGUCCCCCAGUCAGAGCUGGUUAAUGUGGCUCGGGAUAGGGAAGUUUGGGGCCCCCUGCUGGAGGUGAUGCCCCUGCGACCCGAUAUCGGAUAAGCGUCUGAAGAUGGAUGGAUGGAUGAAUGUUAAUUUUAUGCUAACACAUUUUGAGGUCCCGGUCAUUUUAAAAAAAUGACCGGCGCACUAAGAUCGUUUAUAAAUCUCUCAUAUUGCAUAUAUUAUCACAAGAUAUUGCAUUAGAUCUUUUUAUCAACUUAUUUUUCAGUAAUUAUGACUGGUUUUGCGCUCCUUUUUUGAAGGCUGCGUGCUAGGUAGGAUGCGUCCUUUGAAGGCUGCAUUAUACCGAGCGUCCUUAAACAAGCCUAGGACAAACGGAAACGGAAUGUAACAUGGUUGCUAUGACAGCACGCCACACUUUAACAGGCCGAGCGCUUUGAGUGAGAAUGUAACAAAUUCCCUUUAGAAGGGAAUGUAUGUGGUAGAAAUUAAGAGAGUUAUAAUGAUGUAAUAUAUACAUGGAGUGGUGGUGGCGUAGUGGGAUAAAGCACAUAACUGGUAAUCAGAAGGUCACUGGUUCGAUCCCCACAGUCACCACCAUUGUGUCCUUGAGUAAGACACUUAACUCCAGGUUGCUCCGGGGGGAUUGUCCCUGUAAUAAGUGCACUGUAAGUCGCUUUGGAUAAAAGCGUCUCCCUAAUGCAUAAAUGUAAAUGUAAUUAUACAUAUUAAAUACUCUGCACACAUCUACUGAGGUACAUCAAAUUGAAAAUGAACAUUCCUUGCAUUUGAACAUCAUAUUUACAGGCAAAUUGGUGUUCAUUUUUAGACAUUUCAGUUGAAGCAAAGAAUUGUGGGUUGUGAGUGCCCACGAAGGUUACACCUCAUGCAUCCUCCGAACUGAAACGAGAUAGCCUCUGACGUAUGCGGCCGACAAAUGCGACCUCCGGAGGACGCAUCCUUCCAAGCGAGACACAGCCAUAAUUGUCGGGGUCAAUAUAAUUGUAAUAAGAAAGCGCCUUUAUUAGCAACUAAAUUAAAAAUGACUGAAAUUGCUUGAGUCUGAAUACUCAAUUUAUACUUUAUUUAUACUGACAUUGGUUUUGGGCUAAUGUUUACAUUUUUGCAACAGGUGAAGUCACUUCAAUGCAAAUUCAAAUAUUUAUUUAUUUAUUAUUUCUAUCGAUGAAGCUUUUAGGGAGAGAUUUUUUCCAUUAUUUUCAUGCUGUUCCAUUCCCGUUCCAUACAUUUUACUUUCAUUCCUCUGCGCAACACAACAGGAGAUGAUAUGCAGUGUGUUAGCCUCAGUCAACAUUCACAGCAUCUUUUAAAAUCCUAUGAAAGUGAAUGGUGACUGAGAUUAACAUUCUGUCUGCUAUGUUGUCUUUCACAGAUUAAAGAGGUUUAUUCUGAUUAUACAGGUUUAAAACAACAUGAGGAUGAGUAAAUUAUGACCAAAUUUUAAUUUUUGGUGAACCAUCACUUUCAGGUCUGUCAAAGACAAUAUGAGCACCUCUGUCAUGUGACUGACCUUCCCUUUUCAGAAACCUGUUGUACUGGUUAUCACUGAUAACAACAAACUAAUCCUCAUUUGCAAGAAGUAGGACUAAUAGGACUAAACUCCACUUAAUGUCAGCUCUUUACCAUUUUUAUCAAUCAUACUGUUUUAGGAGUGUGUAACCAUGCCUUUGCUCUUCAACUGGAUCCUCACACUGAUUUUUGCAUUUUACAUCAGAGUUUUACAAAUAGAAGGUUUCCACAAUUUAGAUCUGAGGGUCCUGAUUGUUGGAGGCAGAAAUUCUGCUCCUCCUUCAGUUGUAAACACUCUCCUCGGCAGGAAAGACCAACGACAGGAGGACAGACAGAUGAUGAAGAGUGAAGUCAUGACAGAUGAGGGUCGUGCAAUGAUGCUGGUCACUGGACCAAACCUCUGUGAGAAGAAUCCAGCGAGUCGGGACUUUAAAACCGUUCUGACUCUCUCUUCUCCUGGACCUCAUGCUGUUCUGAUCACCCUCGAUCUGGAAGAUCUACAAUCUGAAGAGUGUGAUCUCCUCCAACAAGUCCAGGAGCUGCUGGGAACACAAGUUCUGCGGUACUGCAUCGUUCUUCUGCUCCAGAACGACCCGGAGAAACCUGACAGAAACACGGAGAGAGUUGGGGAAAUCAUCGACGCGUGUCGAGGCCGAUUUCACAUCAUCACCGACUCUGAACCGAAACCUGCUCAAACUACAGCUCUUCUAGAGGAAAUACACAAGUUAGUUUGGCUCAACGGAGAAACAUUUUACUCAACGUUGAACGAGAUGCAACAGUUAGAAACAGAACGGCUGGAGCUUUUGGAAAGACUUGAAGAUGAAGCCAGUCGAGAUUCGGUGCGACACUCUCAGUGA
Xyrauchen texanus (razorback sucker) is the source of this 3630-nucleotide messenger RNA. RefSeq names its product GTPase IMAP family member 6-like. NCBI's taxonomy places the organism in Eukaryota, Metazoa, Chordata, Actinopteri, Cypriniformes, Catostomidae. Gene Ontology annotation, molecular function: GTP binding. The coding region runs from base 2926 to 3630 and encodes 234 amino acids. The record is from RefSeq and is a predicted model, not a curated record. The transcript has 3 exons.